AUGCUGCAAUUUAGGGCAGGUCCGUACACGGCGCUGGUCCUGGUCCUGAGCGCGGGGCUCGCGCAGCGCGUACAGCAUCCCAAGUUCUUCCCUUUCUCCACGCUUCAGGGUAGUAAGCUAUCAUUGGUAGUACCGCGAGGCCCGGGUUUCACUGAACCCAGACCCACCAUCAGGUACGAGCCGGCAGAGAUCAUGAUGGAGAAGGGGUUCCCGCCGCCUGAUGCGUCUAGUAGCCAGGGCAGACAGGCCGUGCGCGAACAUCCUAUACUCUCUAUCCCAGGGGAGCUCCUUAUCAAAAUCUUUGAUUUCGGGAUUGCUUUAGCUCGUGAAGACGUUACCCUGGGAGAACGAGAAAGAAGGCUUAUCUUCACGGUCUCCCAAGUGUGCUCUACAUGGCGCCAGCUUACCUUGUCGACUCCUUCGCUCUGGUCUUCGAUUCUGUAUCUACGCAACGACUGGCGUCCUAAUGUCGUUGACAUCAUGGUUGAGAGGUCAGGUUCAAGCCGGAUCGACUUGAUGUUUCUUCCACCUCAUCUUCGCCGUGAUGACGAGCACAAAGUCGAGGAGCAACUACAAAUAGCUAUAAAUCUUGUGGACCGUAUCCGGUUUCUAUGUCCACGCCUGAGAAGCAUUCAAUGGGAGAUCCAAGAACUUGGCGUACUGGAGACACUGAUUUCAAUGUUGCAGUCGAAUAAUCAUCCCGCACUGCAGUGUAUCGAUCUCAGAGUACCGGAGCAUCCAGGCGGCUGCGGGGUGCAGAACUCGCAACCUUACAAUCGUCACCAGAUGGAGAGACUCAUGAAGUCAGGAUCAAACCAUAUUUAUUCCUCAUUAUCUCGUAUUAUCUUUCAAUACGUCCCAUUGUCUUACUUCCCCACCGACAUGUUCUCGCACCUUCGUCAUGCUCAGCUUUCGUUUCCCGGACCUUCGCUUCGCUUUGUCUCCCUCACCACUCCCCAACUUAUUCUCUUCCUACAGAAUACGCCUCAUCUCGAGGAACUAGAGAUCGACUCCAAUGCAUUCUUCGGCAAAAGGCUCGUUCCCUCUGAGCUGGACCUCCCCGUUUUAUUGCCCUGUUUGAUGCAGUCCGUGUGGAAAGGAGCGCACCCGGACUCGGUCCACAAUCUGCUAGCUCUCCUUGAUCUUCCGAAGAUUCAGCUCCUGGAUGUAACCAUUAAUGACCACUAUAAUCCUGUCGUAUUCCCGAUCGACGACCCACCGCACGUCACAUCCCUAUUGGACCUGCGGGAGCUUGUUGUACGUUUUCAAGAGCGAGAGAAUGUUGACGUGAUCACGUCCAAACUCUAUCUUUCAACACUCGAGCGUCUCGAGCUCGCCUACAUUGGGAAGUACAUCGGUAUCUCGACAUCGCAAUAUCCUUGCAUCCCCGCCUGCGGAUCCGUCUUCGUUUCCUCCGGUGGAAAACUUUCCAACCUCACGGAACUUAUUCUCUCCGAUCUUGCGCUACGCAAGGUCCCAAGCGAGGACACUGCGUUCGAACAUCUCCCGCUGAGGUCGUUGACACUCAUCUGCUGUCCUGACGUCUUGUACUGUGAUCUAGUCAAGCUCAUCGAGUUCAGAUCGGAGCGGUACCAGCGAGGAGCCAUCGACGAGAUACGAUCAGAAAAGCUGAUCGCUGGAUCAGCUGUGUCGUCGCAAGCGGGACGCAAGAUCAGGCCUCUACCCAAAAUGAGAAGGACCGCCGUCGUCGCACCAACAGUUUCGCCAGUGUCCGUCAAGCAAGGAGAGAUUCUCGAUUACGAAAACUUCUUGCCGGCUCGCUUAGCGCAGAUGUAUAUCAGGGAUUGUCCUUUGAUUUCAAAGGAGCAGGUUGAUGCGUCUGCAGCACGAGAACUUGGGACAGUGACCACUCACGGCCAUCUUCAACGUUAUGACGCUACCGCGCCAACUCAUACACAACGAAGUCCUGAGAGGACCCCACGCAGCGGGUUCAACGGAGCUUUAUUAUGGAUCAGCUGGGACCACAAGAAGGAGGAACAGAAAAGAAUCGCACGUUCAAAACACAGCCGCAAGAGCCACGUUUAA
This is a messenger RNA of Coniophora puteana RWD-64-598 SS2, 2046 nucleotides long. RefSeq lists its product as uncharacterized. Lineage: Eukaryota; Fungi; Basidiomycota; Agaricomycetes; Boletales; Coniophoraceae. Gene Ontology annotation, molecular function: protein binding. Bases 1 to 2046 code for a protein of 681 amino acids. The transcript has 6 exons. The record is from RefSeq and is a predicted model, not a curated record.